GGGCGCGUCCCCAUCGGCUCAGCUGCUGCCGCGGGAUCCGGCCCCAUGAGCCGCCCUGGGCUCCUCCUGGCCGCGCUGGGGCUGCUGGCUCUGGGGGCCGGGGGUGCUCCGGGGACCGCGGGGACCCCGGGGCGGCUCCCCGAGGACGCGGCGCAGGAGCACGGCUACUACCUGCAGCAGCUCUUCGGCCAGUACGGGGCUAACGGGACGCUGCCCUUCGAGGGGCUGGCGCGGCUGCUGGGCAGCCUCGGGCUGGGCAGGGUGCAGGUGGUCCAGAUCCAGCACGAGGAGCUGGGCCACGGCCACGUCAGCCACCUGGACCUGCUGGAGGUGCAGGAGGACAAGCACCGGCACCGGCACCCGGUGUGGGAGCACGGCGGGGACGCGGCUCCGAGCACCGGCGGACCCCUCAGCCCCCCGCCCUCCCAGACGCCGAGCUGGCCCGAGGCGGUGCCCGCCGAGCCCCCCGGGGCUGCGGGGGUCCCCCGGCAGUACCAGCCCACCCUCAGCCUGCUGGGGAGGGUGCUGGGCUUGGAGCACUCCAGCGCCGACCACCCGCACGACGACUGCCUGAACGUGACCCAGCUGCUGGUGAAUUUCGGGCUGGACUCGGUGGCGCAGCUGACGCCGGAGCAGUUCACGCUGCUGUGCCCGGCGCUGCUCUACCAGAUCGACAGCCGCGUCUGCAUCCAGCACAGCGAUGAGGUGACGCUGCCUCCCCCGGGGGGGGCCCCGUGGCCAGCGCUGGGCUGGGCGCUCCUGGCCGUGCUCUCCGUGAGCCUCCCGUCCGCGCUGGCCGUGCUGCUGCUCCCGCUGCGCGCCCGCGGCUCCUUCCGCUCGCUCCUCGCCUUCCUGGUGGCCCUGGCCGUGGGGACGCUCUGCGGGGACGCCCUGCUGCACCUCUGGCCGCACGCGCACGGGAGGCACCCGGAGGCGCCGGGGGAGCCGAGCCCCGCGGUGCUGCAGGGGCUGGCGGUGCUGGGCGGCAUCUACCUGCUCUUCGUGCUGGAGCUGCUCCUGGGGAUGCUGCGGCGCCGGCGGGAGGCCGCGGGACGCCCCCACGGAGAGACCCCCGGCCUGGCACCGUCACGGGCAGGGACCGAGCUGCGACACCUGACGGCGCCGGAGCCGGAGCUGGAGCUGAGACCCCCCGAGCCCCCCCAGGAGCCCCCCCAGGGACCCUCCCACGGACACUCCCACGGCCCCGCGCUGCCCCUCGGGCCCGGCGCCGCUGACAUCGUGUGGAUGGUGGUGCUGGGGGACGGCGUCCACAACCUGACGGACGGGCUGGCCAUCGGAGCCGCCUUCUCUCACAGCCUCUCCAGCGGGCUCAGCACGGCGCUGGCCGUGCUCUGCCACGAGCUGCCCCACGAGCUGGGUGACCUGGCGGUGCUGCUGCGGGCGGGCACGGCCCCGCGCUCCGUCCUGCUCCUCAACCUGCUCUCGGCGCUGCUCUCCUGCCUGGGGGUGGUGGCGGGGGUGGCCCUGGGGCACAGCGGGACCCCCCUCGCCCCCUGGGUCCUCACCGCCACCGCCGGCAUCUUCCUCUACGUGGCCCUGGCCGACAUGCUCCCCGAGGCGCUGCGGGGCUCCGGCGAGGGCACCUGGAGCCGCUUCCUCCUGCAGAACGCGGGGUUCCUGCUGGGCGCUGGCAUCAUGCUGGGCAUCGCCCUGGCCGAGGGGCACCUCCGCUCCUGGCUGCAGCCCUGAGCGCCUCGGCCCCGCUCGGCCCCGCUCGGCCCCGCCGCUGACCCCAGCGGGAGCCGCGGCCGGAGCCCGAGCGGACCCCCGGGACCCCCGGCUUGGAUUUUCCCCCCUCCUCCAGAAGCCCCGGGAGGAAUCCGCGGUGCCGGAGCAGCCCCGAGGGAAGGGAAUCGGGGUCCCCUCGCUGCCCCCCGUCCUCUCCCGGGGUCACCCGCGGCUCCGGGGCUGGAUCCGAGCGUGUUCCCCCUGCUGACCCCCCGGAGGAGCCGAGGAGGGGGAACAACCCCGGAGCAAGCGCGGUUUAAUAAACAGAAUUGAGCCAGAGCCGCAAUAAAAAGAGCAGGAUUUGGUCACAGUUACGGGGUAGAAAAUAGAUCAAGUCUGAA
Messenger RNA from Vidua macroura (Pin-tailed whydah), 2090 nucleotides. RefSeq names its product solute carrier family 39 member 5 (gene SLC39A5). The transcript has 11 exons. NCBI's taxonomy places the organism in Eukaryota, Metazoa, Chordata, Aves, Passeriformes, Viduidae. Gene Ontology annotation, biological process: intracellular zinc ion homeostasis; BMP signaling pathway; zinc ion import across plasma membrane. Gene Ontology annotation, cellular component: membrane. The coding region runs from base 46 to 1710 and encodes 554 amino acids. Gene Ontology annotation, molecular function: zinc ion transmembrane transporter activity. The record is from RefSeq and is a predicted model, not a curated record.